GACUCUAUCCCGGCUUCCGCUCUCGCCGAUAUGCAGGAAGAUGAUCGUCUGUUUUGCCGCAUUCGACAAACCACGUGUUUUGCGUCACGUUUCUCUGAAUGGAAUCUGAAGGAUGAAUUAUGAUUUUGGAUGAGAUAUUGUGGAUGUAGAAUCGUUCCGCAUUUAUCGGCGAAGAGUUGGAAUUUUCGAGUUUAAAACUCAACAGGUGUUUUUACUCCGUACGUUAAAUAGAUAGUGUUUACGGAUUGAUAUUUUGAAAAAGAAAGAGUAUGUUUCAAAUAACUUCUCGUGUGAUGACAUUGAAAAGGCAGAAUCAGCCAAUUAUUGCAUGCGUCUCUCAAUUAAAAAUUUGAAAUUGAAUGUGCUCUUUUAAAAAUUAGUUUAUCAGUGUAUAGGUUGUAGGUAAUAAUUAUAGCUGCUCUUUAUGACAAUAAAAGUUUUAUAUUCUAUGUCAUAUGGCAUGUCGUGUUUUUUGUGGAAAUAUAAUUUUUCCAAGAAAUAAUAUUUAUUAAUGGAAAUGAUAUCUAUUGAUGAUGUGCAUCUAAGUGUUACUUAGAUUAUCUUAUGGAUAACAACAGCUGUUUACUAAUAGGUGUAUUGUUUUGAUUCGUGUGCGGUGGUAGUUUAUGAUUAGCGAUUAUGAUGCUAUUUCUAACAGCAAAAUAGAACCUCGGUCUCAGAAUGGAACCAACUGGUUCUUCUUCUCCCAAGAGCAAAAAAUGCUCUAAAGAGAAAUGCAGUAGCCCCAAAAAGCAUGGUCAGAAGUCUCCGGAGCACAGCAAGCGAUCUCCAGAGCAUGAUACCAAACUAUGGCAAGCGAAAGAACAGGUCUUUAACAUGCCAAGUCCAAGUCGCGAGUUUCGCGAAUGUGUGGUCGUGGAUGACAAUCGGUCUACUAAUACUCAGACUAUAUGUUGUGGUCCCGAUAAGAAAGGAGAGAGUUUCUCCAAAAUGGCUGUGUUAUACUUCAUGUUGUUUUCGUGUGCGUUUGUUCUGGCCAUAGUGGGACUGAGAAUGUUCACCAUUGAGGAUAAACUCUUGAGGCUGGACACAGAGUUCCAGCAGCAGCAAAUGCGGAUAGAUGCACUGGAGAAGAUGGUUGGUCAGUUGACGAAGACGGAUGAAGAACCGAGUGAUCCUCUUGGAAGCAGCAGGACUAAAAGGGAAACAGCGUUAUGCAACUGUCCACCAGUGAGAUUUUAUAAUCUGUUUGGAUCUAACACCCCAAGAACACUAGGAUUUCAGUUCUGA
This is a messenger RNA of Uloborus diversus, 1251 nucleotides long. RefSeq lists its product as uncharacterized. The transcript is spliced from 3 exons. The record is from RefSeq and is a predicted model, not a curated record. NCBI's taxonomy places the organism in Eukaryota, Metazoa, Arthropoda, Arachnida, Araneae, Uloboridae. Bases 682 to 1251 code for a protein of 189 amino acids.